Molecule: messenger RNA, 627 nt
Organism: Peromyscus eremicus (cactus mouse)
Lineage: Eukaryota; Metazoa; Chordata; Mammalia; Rodentia; Cricetidae
Product: low molecular weight phosphotyrosine protein phosphatase-like
Exons: 1
Coding region: 1-627 (208 amino acids)
Biological process (GO): protein dephosphorylation
Cellular component (GO): cytoplasm
Molecular function (GO): non-membrane spanning protein tyrosine phosphatase activity; acid phosphatase activity
Source: RefSeq, a predicted model, not a curated record
AUGGAAAGUGAUCAAGAAAGAUACCCAACAUCUGGCCACCACACCACACAGCAUACACAUGCAAAAGGGUGCAGAUCAUUACAGGAGAUCUCUGGUCUUCAAGUUGUAGGCAAGGGUGUUUAUAAGAAAUUAGAGUGGCCAGGGUCUGUACCAAAAGAUGGCAGAGGCUGGGUACAAGUCAAUGUUGUUCUCGGUAACAUUUGCCAGUCACCCAUUGCAGAAGCAGUGUUCAGAAAAUUGGCAACUGAUGGAAAUGUUUCAGUUAAUUGGAGGAUAGACAGUGCAGCUUUAUCCACCUAUGAAGUAGGGAACCUCCCUGGCUUUCACGGGCAGAGCUGUAUGAGAAAACAUGGCAUCCCCAUGAAUCACAUUGCAUGGCAGAUUACAAGAGAAGACUUUGCAACGUUCGAUUAUAUACUGUGUAUGGAUGAAAGAAAUCUGAGAGAUCUGAAUAGAAAAAGUAAUCAAGUUAAAAACUGCAGAGCUAAAAUUGAGCCACUUGGGAGCUAUGAUCCACAGAAACAUCUCAUUAGUAAAGAUCCCUAUUAUGGCAAUGACUCUGACUUCGAACUGGGGGACCAGCAAUGUCUCAGGUGCCACAAGGCCUUCUUGGAGAAGACUCACUAG